AUGGGAUUUGUUUCUCUCUGGAUUAAUUUUUUACUUAUAUGUCCGGUCGGUAUAGCAGCAGCUUCUUUGAUUUUUACCACAUAUUUGCUUCAACCCGUUUUCCCUAAUUGUGAAAUACCUGAAAGUGGCUUGCGUUUAAUAUCUGCUUGUAUUGUCAUGCUGCUGAUUGCCUUGAAUUGCAUCAAUGUGAAAUUAGUCACCAAAUUACAACAUCAUCAAAACCGGCAACCUCCUCUCUCUGUCCCUUUUCUCAUUCCUCCUCUCUCUCCUCUCCCUCCUCUCUCUGUCCCUUUUCUCUGUUUCCUCCUCCUCCCUCUCUCUGUCUUUUCUCUUUUCUCUCAUUCCUCUCUCCUGUCCCUUGCUACUUGUCUUUUUCCCUUCCCUUCCCUCCUCUCUGUGUCUUUUUCUCUUCCCUUCUCUCCUCUCUACCCUCCUUUUUCUUUUCUGUUCCUUUCUCUGUUCCCUCUCUGUGUCUUUUUCUCUAUUCCCUCCUCUCUCUGUGUCUUUUUUGUCUGUUUCCUCUUCCUUUUCUCUAAUUCCCUCUCUGUCAUCUUUUUUCUCUGUUCCUCCUCUCUUUUCUGUCCACCUCUCUUUCUUUUCUUCCCUCCUCUCUCUGUCUCUUUUCUCAUUUCCCUCCUCUCUCUGUCUUUUCUCAUUCCCUCCUCUCUCUGUCUUUUUUUUCUCUCUCGUUCCUCCUCUCUCUGUGUCUUUUUCUCUCGUUCCCUCCUCUCUCUGUGUCUUUUUCUCUCGUUCCCUCCUCUCUCUGUGUCUUUUUCUCUCGUUCCCUCCUCUCUCUGUGUCUUUUUCUCUCGUUCCCUCCUCUCUCUGUGUCUUUUUCUCUCGUUCCUUCCUCUCUGUCUUUUUCUCUCAUUCCCAAAUCAGGACAUAAUCACUACACUGCUCUCUCGCUCUUUUCUCUCUCGUUCCCUCCUCUCUCUCUCUCCCUCUCUCGUUCCCUCCUCUCUGUCUGUCUUUUCUCUCCCCUCCUCUCUGUCUUUUUCUCUCUCGUUCCCUCCUCUGUCUUUUUUUUCUCGUUCCCUCCUCUCUGUCUUUUUCUCUCUGUUCCCUCCUCUCUGUCUUUUCUCUCGUUCCUCCUCUCUGUCUUUUCUCUCGUUCCUCCUCUCUGUCUUUUUCUCUCGUUCCCUCCUCUCUGUCUUUUUCUCUCGUUCCCUCCUCUCUGUCUUUUUCUCUCGUUCCCUCCUCUCUGUCUUUUUCUCUCGUUCCCUCCUCUCUGUCUUUUUCUCUCGUUCCCUCCUCUCUGUCUUUUUCUCUCCCGUUCCCUCCUCUCUGUCUUUUUCUCUCCCGUUCCCUCCUCUCUGUCUUUUUCUCUCCCGUUCCCUCCUCUCUGUCUUUUUCUCUCCCGUUCCCUCCUCUCUCUUUUCUCUCCCCGUUCCCCUCCUCUCUGUCUUUUCUCUCCCGUUCCUCCUCUCUUUCUUUCUCUCCCGUUUUCUCUCUUCUUCCUUCUCUCCGUCCCUUUUCUCUCUUCUUCUCUCCCUCGUUCCCUUCUCUCUCUCUUUUCCUCCUUCUCUCUCUCUCUCUCUGUCUUUUUCUCUCCCGUUCCCUUCUCUCUCUCUCUCUCUGUUCUUCUCUCCCCUUCCUUCUCUCUCUCUGUCCCUUCUCUCUCUCUCUUCCUCUCUCUCUGUCUCUCUCUGUCUCUCUUCUCUCUCGUUCCUCCUCUCUCUCUCUCCCUCCUCCUUCUCUCUCUCAUUCCCUCCUCCUCUCUCUCAUUCCCUCCUCCUCUCUCUUCCCCUCCUCCUCCUCUCUCGUUCCCUCCCUCCUCUCUCUCCUCCUCCUCUCUCUUUUCUCCUUCCUCUUUUCCGUUCCCUCCUCUCUUCGUUCCCUCCCCUCUCUCUUUCUUUCUUUUCCCUCCGUCUUUUUUUCGUCGUUCCUCCUCUCUUUUCCGUUCCUCCCUCUCUUUUCUCUCGUUCCCUCCCCUCUCUUUUCUCUCGUUCCCUCCCCUCUCUUUUCUCUCUCUCCCUCCUUCCUUUUUCUCGCCUUCCUCUAUCUUUUUCUCACCCUCCUUCCUCUCUCUUUCUGUCUUUUUCUCUCAUUCCUUCCUCUCUCUUUCUUUCUUUUUUCUCAUUCCCAAAUCAAAUUGACAAAUCAUUUGUUUCUGGAUUUUAUUUAAAGAGACAUGAUCACUACACUACUCUCUCUCUCUCUCUUUCCCUCCUCUCUCUCUUUUCUCUCGUUCCCUCCUCUAUCUCUUUUCUCUCGUUCUCUCUUCUCUCUCUCUGUCUUUUUCUCUCCUCUUUCUCUCUUUCCUCUCUUUACGACAACUGCUAUUCCCUCUACUUUCUCUACGUUCCCUCUCUUUCUCUCUAUUUCCCUCCUCUUUCUCUCUUGGUUCCCUCCAUAUUUUUCUCUCGUUCCUCCUCUCUCUCUGUUUCCUCUCCGUCUCUUUCCUCCUCUUUCUCUUUUUCCUCUCUCUCUGUCUUUUUCUCUGUUCUCUCCUCUGUUGCCUCUCUCUCUCUCUCCUCUGCCUGCCUAAGUCUCUCUCUCUCCUCCUCUCUUCUUCUUCUUGGUCUUCUUCUUCUUCUUGGUCUUCUUCUUCUUCUUGGUCUUCUUCUUCUUCUUGGUCUUCUUCUUCUUCUUAGUCUUCUUCUUCUUAGACUUCUUCUUCUUAGUCUUCUUCUUCUUAGACUUCUUCUUCUUAGUCUUCUCUUCUUCUUCUUCUUCUUCUUCUUCUUAGUCUUCUUAGUCUUAGUCUUCUUCUUCUUCUUAGUCUUCUUAGUCUUAGUCUUCUUCUUCUUCUUCUUAGUCUUCUUAGUCUUAGUCUUCUUCUUCUUAGUCUUCUUAGUCUUCUUCUUCUUUCUUCUUAGUCUUCUUAGUCUUAGUCUUCUUCUUCUUCUUAGUCUUAGUCUUCUUCUUCUUCUUUCUUCUUCCCUUCUACUUCUUAGUCUUCUUCUUCUUUUCUUCUUUUCUUCUUCUUCUUUUUCUUCUUCUUCUUCUUCUUUUUUCUUCUUAGUCUUCUUUUCUUUUUUCUUCUUCUUCUUAGUCUUCUUCUUCUUCUUAGUCUUUGUCUUCUUCUUCUUAGUCUUAGUCUUCUCCUUCUUCUUCUUCUUUUCUUAUCUUCUUUUAGUCUUCUUUCUUUUCUUCUUAGUCUUAGUCUUCUUCUUCUUCUUCUUCUUUUCUUUAGUCUUCUUCUUCUUCUUCUUCUUUUUAUCUUUUCUUCUUCUUCUUAGUCUUUUUCUUCUUAGUCUUCUUCUUCUUCUUCUUCUUAGUCUUCUUUCUUCUUAUCUUCUUCUUAUUCUUCUUCUUCUUUCUUUCUUAGUCUUCUUCUUCUUCUUCCCUUUUUUCUUAGUCUUCUUCUUCUUCUUUCUUUUUUUUAGUCUUCUUCUUCUUCUUUCUUCUUUUCAGUCCUUAGUCUUCUUCUUCUUUUCUUCUUCUUAUCUUAGUCUUCUUCUUAGUCUUCUUCUUUCUUCUUCUUCUUCUUCUUCUUUUCUUCUUUUCUUCUUCUUCUUCUUUUUCUACUUAGUCUUCUUCUUCUUCUUCUUAUCUUCUUCUUCUUCUUUUUCUUUCUUAGUUCUUUUCUUCUUCUUCUUCUUUAGUCUUUUUCUUAGUCUUAGUCUUCUUCUUCUUCUUCUUCUUAGUCUUUUUCUUCUCUUCUUCUUAGUCUUCUUUCUUAUCUUUUCUUCUUCUUCUUCUUCUUUAGUCUUUUUCUUUCUUAGUCUUUUUUCUUCUUCUUCUUCUUUUUUUAGUCUUCUUCUUCUACUUAUCUUUUCUUCUUCUUCUUCUUCUUCUUUUCUUCUUCUUCUUCUUUUUCUUAGUCUUCUUUUCUUCUUAGUCUUCUUCUUCUUUUUCUACUUAGUCUUUUUCUUCUUCUUCUUCUUUUUUAUUCUUCUUUUCUUCUUCUUCUUCUUCUUCUUCUUCUUCUUCUUCUUUCUUCUUAGUCUUCUUCUUCUUCUUCUUCUUUUCUUCUUAGUCUUUUUCUUCUUCUUUUUUUUCUUCUUAGUCUUUUUCUUCUUAGUUUUUUUUUCUUCUUCUUCUUCUUCUUUUUCUUCUUUUUCUUCUUCUUUUCUUCUUAGUCUUCUUCUUCUUCUUUUUCUUCUUAUCUUCUUCUUAGUUUCUUUUUUCUCUUCUUCUUUUCUUCUUAGUCUUUUUCUUCUUAGUCUUCUUCUUUCUUCUUCUUCUUUUUUUUUUCUUCUUCUUCUUUUUCUUAGUCUUCUUCUUCUUUUUCUACUUAUUCUUUUCUUCUUCUUCUUCUUCUUCUUCUUUUUCUUUUCUUUCUUUUCUUUUCUUCUUCUUUUCUUAUCUUCUUCUUCUUUCUUAGUCUUCUUCUUCUUCUUUUUCUUCUUCUUCUUAGUCUUCUUCUUCUUUUUUCUUCUUCUUCUUCUUCUUAGUCUUCUUUUCUUUUUCUUCUUAGUCUUCUUCUUUUCUUUUUCUUCUUCUUCUUUUCUUAGUCUUUUUUUUCUUAGUCUUCUUCUUUCUUUUCGUCUUAGUCUUCUUCUUCUUCUUCUUUCUUCUUCUUUCUUCUUCUUCUUCUUCUUCUUUUUCUUAGUCUUAGUUCUUCUUCUUCUUUUUCUUCUUCUUCUUUUUCCUUCUUCUUCUUAUCUUCUUCUUCUUCUUAGUCUUCUUCUUCUUAGUCUUCUUCUUCUUAGUCUUCUUCUUCUUAGUCUUCUUAGUCUUCUUCUUCUUCUUAGUCUUCUUAGUCUUCUUUUCUUUUUUCUUAGUCUUCUUCUUCUUUUUAGUCUUCUCUUUUCUUCUUCUUUUCUUCUUCUUAGUCUUCUUUUUCUUUUUAGUCUUCUUUUCUUUUUCUUCUUCUUUUCUUCUUUUCUCUUAGUCUUCUUCUUCUUCUUCUUCUUAUCUUCUUCUUCUUCUUCUUCUUUCUUCUUUAGUCUUUUCUUCUUUUCUUUUUUUUCUUCUUCUUCUUCUUCUUCUUUCUUCUUAGUCUUCUUCUUCUUAGUCUUCUUCUUCUUCUUAGUCUUCUUCUUCUUCUUAGUCUUAGUCUUCUUCUUCUUCUUAGUCUUCUUAUUCUUCUUCUUAGUCUUUCUUAGUCUUCUUCUUCUUCUUAUCUUUUCUACUUCUUCUUCUUUUUCUUCUUUCUCUUUUUAUCUUCUUUUCUUCUUUAGUCUUCUUCUUCUUUUUCUACUUAGUCUUCUUCUUUUUCUACUUAGUCUUUUUCUACUUAGUCUUCUUCUUCUUUUUCUUCUUCUUAGUCUUCUUCUUUUCUUCUUAGUCUUUUCUUCUUCUUCUUCUUUUAGUCUUCUUCUUCUUCUUAUCUUCUUCUUCUUCUUCUUCUUUUUAGUUAGUCUUCUUCUUCUUCUUCUUCUUCUUCUUUUCUUCUUAGUCUUAGUCUUCUUCUUUUUUCUUCUUCUUCUUCUUCUUCUUUCUUCUUCUUCUUUCUUCUUUCUUCUUUCUUUUCUUAUUCUUCUUCUUCUUCUUCUUUUUUUCUUCUUCUUCUUCUUCUUCUUCUUCUUCUUCUUUUUUCUUCUUCGUCUUCUUCUUCUUCUUAGUCUUCUUAGUCUUAGUCUUCUUCUUCUUAGUCUUCUUCUUAGUCUUCUUCUUAGUCUUCUUAGUCUUCUUCUUCUUCUUCUUCUUAGUCUUCUUAGUCUUCUUCUUCUUCUUAGUCUUCUUCUUCUUCUUAGUCUUCUUCUUAGUUUUCUUCUUCUUUUUCUUCUUAGUCUUCUUCUUCUUCUUCUUCUUCUAUCUUCUUCUUUUCUUCUUCUUCUUCUUUUCUUCUUUCUUAGUCUUUUCUUCUUAGUCUUAGUCUUCUUAGUCUUCUUCUUCUUUUUCUUCUUUUCCUUUAGUCUUCUUCUUAGUCUUCUUAGUCUUCUUUUUUUUUUCUUCUUCUUUUCUUUUUUUAGUCUUCUUCUUCUUUUCUUAGUCUUCUUCUUUCUUAGUCUUCUUCUUUUCUUCUUAGUCUUAGUCUUUUUUUACUUAGUCUUCUUCUUCUUUCUACUUAGUCUUUUUUCUUUUUCUUCUUCUUCUUCUUCUUCUUCUUCUUUUUCUUUUUUCUUCUUCUUCCUUCUUCUUCUUCUUAUCUUCUUCUUCUUCUUCUUCUUCUUAGUCUUCUUCUUAGUCUUAGUCUUCUUCUUCUUCUUCUUCUUCUUAGUCUUCUUCUUCUUAGUCUUCUUCUUCUUAGUCUUCUUAGUCUUCUUCUUCUUCUUCUUCUUCUUAGUCUUCUUCUUCUUAGUCUUUAGUCUUCUUCUUCUUUCUUCUUCUUUAGUCUUCUUCUUCUUCUUAGUCUUCUUCUUCUUUUUCUUAGUCUUCUUCUUUUUUUCUUCUUAUCUUCUUCUUAGUCUUCUUCUUCUUCUUAGUCUUCUUAGUCUUCUUCUUCUUCUUAGUCUUCUUAGUCUUCUUCUUCUUCUUAGUCUUCUUCGGGAGACAGAAUAUUUACGCAACACAUUUGAAGGCAGCAUUUAUUCAGCUGGCCCCAUUGCCUUGUCAUUCUACUCUGGAUUUUGGGCCUACAGUGGCUGGAGCUAUUUGAACUUUCUUACAGAUGAAUUAGUGAAUCCAUAUCGAAAUUUACCGUUGGCAAUUAUGAUAUCGAUGACACUCGUUAUUACAAUUUAUUUAAUUACCAAUGUUGCCUACCUUGGAGUUUUAUCCCCAGCUGAAAUGUUGCAGUCAACGGCUGUUGCAGUAACUUUUGCGAAUCGGACAAUUGGAAUCAUGGCCUGGAUAAUGCCAAUCUUGAUUGCCAUUUCUGUGGUGGGAAUGAUAAAUGGAACUUCCUUAGCCAUGUCCAGGUUAUUCUUUGUUGGAGCCCAAAAUAAUCACAUGCCCAAAAUCAUAUCAAUGAUAACAGUUCCGAAUUUAACACCAGCACCAUCUUUACUUGUCAUUCUCAUAUUGGUAAUAUCAUAUCAGCAAUCAGGAGACAUAUUUUUCCUCAUUGAAAUGGAAGGAUUUGGUUUUGCCUCCAUUCUUGUCAUGGUCUUUGCUGGGCAUGUGUACCUCCGGAUAAAGCAACCGGAAUUAGCACGGCCUGUUAAGGUUCCAAUUGGAAUUCCUGCAAUCUUGUGUGUUGUCAGUUUAGCAAUUGUGGUACUGACCUUUUAUCAGAAACCGUAUGAAAGUUUAUUCGCACUUUGUCUUCUCAUUAUCGGUUGUUUAUUGUAUUUCAUCAACAUCAAGUUUAGGAAUAAGUCCAUAGCAUUCAACCAAAGAUUACAAAUCAUAACGUGGAAAAUGUCUUCCAUUCUCUCUCUCUCUCUCUCUCUCUCUCUCUCUCUCUCUCUCUCUCUCUCUCUAUCUAUCUAUCUAUCUAUCUAUCUUCUGGUUUAUAUUUCUGCUUAG
Messenger RNA from Acanthosepion pharaonis, 7245 nucleotides. The record is from the annotation of a GenBank genome assembly. NCBI's taxonomy places the organism in Eukaryota, Metazoa, Mollusca, Cephalopoda, Sepiida, Sepiidae.